Saccostrea echinata is the source of this 850-nucleotide messenger RNA. RefSeq names its product DNA-directed RNA polymerase I subunit RPA12-like. The coding region runs from base 161 to 523 and encodes 120 amino acids. Gene Ontology annotation, cellular component: RNA polymerase I complex. Lineage: Eukaryota; Metazoa; Mollusca; Bivalvia; Ostreida; Ostreidae. Gene Ontology annotation, molecular function: nucleic acid binding; zinc ion binding; DNA-directed RNA polymerase activity. The record is from RefSeq and is a predicted model, not a curated record. The transcript is spliced from 5 exons. Gene Ontology annotation, biological process: termination of RNA polymerase I transcription; DNA-templated transcription.
AUGCAACUUCCACAUGACGUUUUGGAUAUGUUACAUGCUUUUUUUCAUCUUGAUGUUUAAAACUCUUGUUCUGGUGUUCUUUACUCAUUUCUUCGUUUCAACCAUACAUCAGAAAUUUGCUGAACAAUAUACUUAGAACCAGCCAAAAUUGAAGAAGAGAAUGUCAAAGAAAAGCAGUAACUUUGUGACAGACUUGGAGUUUUGUCCAACGUGUGGAACCAUUCUGCCACUUCCUGGUAUGGAAGACUAUGUCACAUGCAAGCUUUGUGGCUUCAAGAUCAAUGUCCGAGAAUUUGAUGGUGUGAAAAUUACAUCCAGCAUAGUGUUUAACCGACCAGAGAUUCUGCUGCCUGAAACUGAGGAAGGAGAAGUGUCCUCUGGACCCCUGGCUGACAGAAAGUGCAGCAAAUGUGGAAAUGAGAAGAUGAUCUACACAACCAGACAGACUCGAUCAGCUGAUGAAGGACAGACAGUAUUCUUUACAUGUCCUAACUGCAAAUCACAAGAGAUUGAGUAUUCCUGACAGGAAAAUCUCCUUUGCAGUGUGGCUGUCAGAUUUUACAUUUGCAAAGGUUCAUUGGUUUUACAUGUAUUGGAUUGCCUUAUAACAUUACAAGCUUUUUCCAGACUCUUCCACUAUAAGAAUUUUGUAUAUGAUGUAAUGUUUUUCUGCUAUAUCUGUAGUUUGAUUUGCUUAUUGCAGAUUAAUGACAGUCUUCCUCUGUAAAUUGCAGAGGAAAAUGAUAAUUAAAAUAAAUCACAGUUUGACAUUUAAAUAUUAAUAAGAGAUUUUUUUUUUGUAUGUAAAGUAAAUUCUAUUAGUUGUUCAGUAAACCAUCACUUCCUGUUA